Stegastes partitus (bicolor damselfish) is the source of this 993-nucleotide messenger RNA. Its product is annotated as neuralized-like protein 2. Lineage: Eukaryota; Metazoa; Chordata; Actinopteri; Pomacentridae. The transcript has a single exon. Gene Ontology annotation, molecular function: ubiquitin protein ligase activity. The record is from RefSeq and is a predicted model, not a curated record. The coding region runs from base 192 to 983 and encodes 263 amino acids.
UCGUGUGUCUGUGCAAGUUGUUGUGUCUUUGCAAUGACCACGUGUUGGCCGGAAAUCGUCCAAAACCACCACAACUCUACUUGACCGGAGAGUUUCUGCAGUUCUUUUUAUAACAAUUCCAAGUGGGGAUUUCUUGUUGCUGUUUCCUUAAACCAGAGUGAAAGUUUGAAUUGGUGCAAGCAACACUGCAAAUGGAGCCCUUUUCUGACCAGUUCAUGGAAUUCCACCCGGUCCAUGGAACCAACGUCCAACUGGACUACUCAGGAACUCAGGCCACACGAGUAGAAAGCUUCGCCAACGGAGUUUGUUUCAGCAAACACCCCCUCAAGCCCGGAGAGAUCUUUCUCAUAGAGAUCGAGGAUAAAGAGCUGGGCUGGUGUGGCCACCUUCGGGUCGGUCUGACAGCCCAGGACCCCAGGAGCUUUGACGCAGUGCCUGAAUAUUCCAUUCCAGACUUGACAGACUUGGGGAACAGCUGGGUGUUUGCCAUCACUCGCAACCACAACAAGAUCAUAGAGGAUGCUGAGGUCGCAGAGGAAGGACUGCCUGGGGGUCAGAGGCUGGGGAGGGGAGAGGCAGAAGAAGAUGCAGCCCCCAACAUGAAACCAAAGACUUUCUUCACUGACACUCACCUGUACAUCGACAGCGUUCGAAUCCCCCGAGACAAGCUGGUCGGCCGGAGUCGACCCGGACGUUUCAGUCACAUCUUGGAUGACUUGUACAAGACCAACGCUCUGCCUCCCACAGCCAGACGCAGCAGGAUAGGAGUUCUGUAUGUGCCCAAAGGACAGGACCUGGCUGAUAUGCACAUUGUCAUCAAUGGUGAGGACAUGGGAGCUUCCGCAAAGGGAAUCCCCACCAUCGAGCCUCUCUUCGCUGUGGUGGACGUUUUUGCUGCUACCAAGUGUGUCCGAAUUGUCCAGGUGGAGUACGGGUGUAAGUGUCCCAACGAUAGCUUUGGUCAUGGAUGGAUUAUGAGGUAGUGAGAUCCUG